AGCGGGAGCGAAUCCAACUUCCGGGUAGUGUCGCCGCACGCCACCGGCAUCUUGCUUUUUCUUCCCCUCCCCUGGGUCCCCCUCGCUGCUCCCUCCUUUCCUUUUAUUCCCAGCCCCACCCGCCAAAAUGAACAGCUCAGACGAGGAGAAGCAGCUGCAGCUCAUCACCAGCCUGAAGGAGCAAGCAAUAGGCGAAUAUGAAGACCUCAGAGCAGAGAACCAGAAAACAAAGGAGAAGUGUGACAAAAUUAGGCAAGAACGAGAUGAAGCUGUUAAAAAACUGGAAGAGUUUCAGAAAAUUUCUCACAUGGUUAUAGAGGAAGUUAAUUUCAUGCAGAACCAUCUCGAAAUAGAGAAGACUUGUCGAGAAAGUGCUGAAGCUUUGGCAACAAAGCUAAAUAAAGAAAAUAAAACACUGAAAAGACUCAGCAUGCUAUACAUGGCCAAGCUGGGACCAGAUGUAAUAACGGAGGAGAUAAACAUUGACGACGAUGAUUCAACCACGGAUACUGACAGUGCCACCGAGACCUGUGUGUCAGUCCAGUGUCAGAAGCAAAUCAAAGAACUUCGAGAUCAAAUUGUAUCUGUUCAGGAAGAAAAGAAGAAAUUAGCUAUUGAGCUGGAAAACCUCAAGAGCAAACUUGUAGAAGUAAUUGAAGAAGUAAAUAAAGUUAAACAAGAAAAAGCGGUUCUAAAUUCAGAAGUUCUCGAACAGAGAAAAGUCCUAGAAAAAUGCAACAGAGUGUCCAUGUUAGCAGUGGAGGAGUACGAGGAGAUGCAGGUGAGCCUGGAGCUGGAAAAGAAUCUGCGGAAGAAAGCAGAGUCGUUUGCACAAGAGAUGUUCAUUGAACAAAACAAGCUAAAGAGACAAAGCCAUCUUCUGCUGCAGAGUUCUGUCCCUGACCAGCAGCUCUUGAAAGCCUUAGAGGAGAAUGCAAAACUCAUUCAGCAACUCGAAGGAGAGAGAAUUCAGCAUCAGCAAAAGGUCAAAGAAUUAGAAGAACAGCUAGAAAAUGAAACCUUGCACAAAGAGAUCCAUAACCUCAAGCAGCAGCUGGAGCUUCUAGAAGAAGAUAAGAAGGAACUGGAACUGAAGUACCAGAAUUCCGAGGAGAAGGCCAGGAAUUUGAAGCAUUCCGUGGAUGAACUUCAGAAGCGAGUGAACCAGUCUGAGAAUUCAGUGCCUCCUCCACCUCCUCCUCCACCACCUCUUCCUCCUCCACCUCCCAAUCCAAUCCGAUCCCUCAUGUCCAUGAUCCGGAAACGGUCCCACCCCAGUGGCAGUGGUGCUAAGAAGGAAAAGGCAACCCAACCAGAAACAAGCAGAGACCUUUCAAGCACCAUUCACACAGGAACGCUGAUUUCAUCUGUGAAUCAGUUCCAAGUACCUGUCCCCGAUGCUCUUGGGAAUCUAUGCCUCUCACGAAAG
Molecule: messenger RNA, 1429 nt
Organism: Castor canadensis (American beaver)
Lineage: Eukaryota; Metazoa; Chordata; Mammalia; Rodentia; Castoridae
Source: RefSeq, a predicted model, not a curated record